This is a messenger RNA of Dothidotthia symphoricarpi CBS 119687, 1557 nucleotides long. Its product is annotated as MFS general substrate transporter. Lineage: Eukaryota; Fungi; Ascomycota; Dothideomycetes; Pleosporales; Dothidotthiaceae. The transcript is spliced from 2 exons. Bases 1 to 1557 code for a protein of 518 amino acids. Gene Ontology annotation, biological process: transmembrane transport. The record is from RefSeq and is a predicted model, not a curated record. Gene Ontology annotation, cellular component: membrane. Gene Ontology annotation, molecular function: transmembrane transporter activity.
AUGGUCGAAUCAAAGGUCGAUGUCGAAGAAGGCUCAUCACCUCAACCCCGGAAUACGUACAGCCCAUCCGACAUCGAACGCCUGGGACGUGAGCGGCCAGAGGGUUUUAAGUCAAUAUGGACGGAAUUGGGUUUCUGCUUCGCCCUCCUAGGUUCCAUGUUCGUCACGGAAUACUUCAUCUCAGGCUUCAACGUCCUUCUCCCAUCAUUGGCCAACAGCCUCAAUAUUCCACCCCAGGCUGAGACAUGGCCCGCAAGCGUGUUCUCUCUGGUGACUGGAGCCUUUCUCCUACCGUUCGGGCGUCUUGCGGAUAUGUUUGGAGGCUACAUAGUCUUUAAUGUUGGCUUGGCAUGGUUCUUGGUCUGGUCGAUUAUUGCCGGAUUCUCGCGAAACUACGUUAUGCUCAUCGUUUGUCGAGCACUCCAAGGCUUUGGGCCUGCAGCUUUCCUGCCGUCUGGUAUCAUGCUGCUGGGUAGCAUCUAUCGUCCAGGUCCUCGCAAAAACCUAGUAUUCAGUCUCUAUGGCGCAUUUGCACCCGUAGGCUUCUUUACAGGGAUUUUUUUUGCAGGUAUCUCCGCCCAGUUCAUCGUAUGGAAGUGGUUCUUUUACAUCGGGUCUAUGAUCCUCGCUAUUGUGGUCGUCGCUUCCUUUCUAUGUGUUCCAAACCGAAAACAAGAUCAGACAGCUGGUCAUAUCAAGAUGGACUGGUGGGGCACCGCGACCGUCAUUCCAGGCCUCGUACUUAUUGUCUAUGCCAUCACAGACGGUAGCCACGCACCGAACGGCUGGGCGACGCCAUACAUCCCAGUCACGUUUGCCAUUGGGUGGCUGUUCCUCGGAGCGUUCGUUUACAUCGAAGGCUGGGUUGCUGAACAACCGUUACUUCCCGGCGACAUGUUCAAAGUCCCUGGAAUGAAACCUCUAGCUCUAGCGCUGUUCUUCCAGUACGGGACGUUCGGCAUUUUCAUCUUCUACGCGAGCUUUUACAUCGAAAACGUCGUCGGUGCGAGCCCAUUGCUCACUGCCGCCUGGUUCGUACCUAUGUGUGUUGGUGGCUUGAUCCUUGUCACCGCGGGCGGGCUGGUCCUGCAUCUUAUCCCGGGCCGUAUACUGCUUCUGCUUAGCGGUAUCGCGUUCGUCAUGUCCACGCUUCUCUUUGCAAUUCUCCCUGUUCAUUUCAGCUACUGGGCGUACAUCUUCCCAGCCAUGAUUUGUGCCACGCUUGGCAUCGAUAUUACGUACAACGUUAGCAAUAUUUUCAUCACGACUACUAUGCCCAAGGCAAGGCAAGGUCUCGCGGGCGCGUUCAUGAACAGCCUGCUUUUCCUGGGCAUUGCGGUAUUUUUGGGUUUUGCGGAUCUGGCGGUCAGCGAAACGGAGGGUCGGGGACAGAGGGAAAGUUACAAGGUUGCCUUCUGGAUGGCGACGGCGCUCGCCGGAGCGGGGUUGAUCGCCAUGUUUCUAGGUGUCAAGAUCGGGAAAGCGAAGAGCGAUUUGACAAUCGAAGAAAAGGAGGAGCUAGAGGUGGAGUUGAACAGGAGGGUAACAAACUCAUAA